Molecule: messenger RNA, 669 nt
Organism: Spea bombifrons (plains spadefoot toad)
Lineage: Eukaryota; Metazoa; Chordata; Amphibia; Anura; Pelobatidae
Gene: NUDCD2
Product: NudC domain containing 2
Exons: 5
Coding region: 132-605 (157 amino acids)
Biological process (GO): protein folding
Cellular component (GO): cytoplasm
Source: RefSeq, a predicted model, not a curated record
UUAAGCCGCCAUAUUACUUUUUCGUCACUGACGGCGGAAAUGUAAACUGUUGGUCUUUGGCUGUGUGCUGCAGUCGUCUGUGGUGCCAUUUAUAGUUUUACUGCAGUUUCGUUCAUGUGUCUCUGACCGUUAUGGCGGUUCAUUUUGAUGAGCGAAGUGGAAUAGUGCCGUGUCAGACCCCGUGGGGCUGCUGGUACCAGACCAUGGAUGAAGUGUUCAUUGAAGUCCAAGUGCCUCCAGGAACACAAGCCAGACAGAUCCGGUGCAAUCUCGGAAGCAGGGACAUAAUGUUGGCGGUUCAGGGGAAAGAUGUCUUUAAGGGAAAGUUGUUUGACUCUACAAUAUCUGAUGAAGCUACAUGGACAUUAGAGGACAGAAAGCUAAUAAGAAUAAUUUUAACAAAAUCUAAUCGGAGUGCUGGAAAUUGCUGGGCUUCUUUGCUGGAAGAAGAAUAUUCUGCUGAUCCAUGGGUUCAAGAUGAAAUGCAGAAAAAGCUUACACUAGAGAAAUUUCAGAGAGAGAAUCCUGGCUUUGACUUCAGCGGUGCAGAGCUUUCAGGAAACUAUAGCAAAGGAGGACCAGACUUUUCUUCGUUGGAAAAGUAAACUAUUUAUCCCAUGGAUGGAAAACUUGCAAAGUUAUAAAAUAAACUGUUUCAAUGUCUUGGCA